Penicillium griseofulvum is the source of this 837-nucleotide messenger RNA. It is a transcript of the gene cbpA, whose product is annotated as putative calcineurin binding protein. NCBI's taxonomy places the organism in Eukaryota, Fungi, Ascomycota, Eurotiomycetes, Eurotiales, Aspergillaceae. Gene Ontology annotation, biological process: calcium-mediated signaling. The coding region runs from base 1 to 837 and encodes 278 amino acids. The record is from RefSeq and is a predicted model, not a curated record. Gene Ontology annotation, molecular function: nucleic acid binding; calcium-dependent protein serine/threonine phosphatase regulator activity. The transcript has a single exon. Gene Ontology annotation, cellular component: cytoplasm; nucleus.
AUGACUACUUCAACUUCACCACCACGUUCGCAGGCUUUAGCCAAAGUCACCAGAUCAACCCACUCCGCGAGGCCAUCCCUAUCACUUGAUAUUGCCAACAUGCCCGCACUCUCCCAGCCAACCCCGCCUUCCAACACCCUCCUAAUCACAAACCUCCACGAUCUCCUCGUCUUCCAGCCCCCAGCCCUGGAAGAAAUCCGCAACCAAAUCACCGCAGUGGCACCACUAAACUCCUUCUCCCCGCUCCCUUCAAUGCGGCGCAUCGUCUGCUCCUUCCACAACGAGUCCGAUGCCACCGAAGUCCGCAAACUCCUAGACGGGAAGCGCCUCCUAGACCGUGACGUCUACCCACGGAUCUACUUCGGCGAGCCAACUGCAAUCCUCGACGGUGGUCGACCAAAACUUCUCGAAGCCCCACAAGUCUCCAAGAUGUUCUUCAUCUCACCGCCGCCCAGUCCGCCACACGGAUGGGUCGUGCGCAACGAGGACCCGCCCAACAAGGAAGUCCAUGCUACAGACCUGGCUCAGGCGCUGUCCCAGCUCAAUACCGAUCAAACCCAAUCUGAGACGGUCGAUCCUGCCACGCCGGUGUCUAUCUCUUCUGACAAGCGCACGUCUAGCUGGCCCGCAAGUGGCUCUCGGCAGCGUAGCAGGAGCAGCACCAUUAUCUACAACCCCGAAGACCAUGGUGACAGUCCUAACCUUCCGGCGGUUAUGGUUGAGGAUAUGACGACGGAUAUGGAUGUGGAUAUGGAUGCUGAGAUGAGUCCGAUUGAGAUGUCGGUUAACCAAUUGCCGCCUAAGACUUCUCGGCCGCCGGUUGAGUUGAUGGAGUAG